AUGGCGGCCUCCAUGGGUCCCUGGCUUCUCUUCCUGACGCUGCUCAGCUUCCUCGGGGAGUGCCUGGGGAACGUGGUGAGCGACGGGCGGCUGGUGAACGACGCCGGGGGGCUGCAGAACGCGCAGUUCGGGAUCCGCCGCGACGGGACCCUGGUCACCGGGUACCUGUCUGAAGAGGAGGUGCUGGACACUGAGAACCCAUUUGUGCAGCUGCUGAGUGGGGUCGUGUGGCUGAUUCGAAAUGGAAGCAUCUACAUCAAUGAGAGCCAGGCGGCUGAGUGCGAUGAGACACAGGAGACAGGUCCCUUCAGCAAAUUUGUGAAUGUGAUAUCGGCGAGGACGGCUGUGGGCCAUGACCGGAAGGGGCAGCUGGUGCUCUUCCAUGCAGAUGGGCAGACGGAGCAGCGGGGCAUCAACCUGUGGGAGAUGGCGGAGUUCCUGCUGAAACAGGAUGUGGUCAAUGCCAUCAACCUGGAUGGAGGGGGCUCUGCAACCUUCGUGCUCAAUGGGACCUUGGCCAGUUACCCGUCAGAUCACUGCCAGGACAACAUGUGGCGCUGUCCCCGAAGUGUGUCCACUGUGGUGUGCGUGCACAAGCCCCACUGCCAGCCACCUGAUUGCAACGGCCAUGGGACCUGUGUGGAGGGGCACUGCCAGUGCACAGGGUACUUCUGGCGGGGUGCGGCCUGCGACGAGCUGGACUGUGGCCCCUCCAACUGCAGCCAGCAUGGCCUCUGCACAGAGACUGGCUGCCGCUGCGAAGCUGGAUGGACAGGGUCCAACUGCAGUGAAGCUUGCAGCAGUGGCUCCUUUGGGGAGGACUGUGCCAAAACAUGCCAAUGCCAGAAUGGAGCUACCUGUGACCCAGUUCAGGGGACCUGCACCUGUCCCCCUGGCUUCACUGGAGACAGCUGUGUUCAGGAGUGUCCCCUCGGCUGGCAUGGGCCAGGCUGCCAGAAGCCUUGUGAGUGUGAGCACCAGUGUCCCUGUGACCCCCAGACUGGCAGCUGCAACCUCACCCAGGCAUCCACCCUGAGCAGCAUUUUCUCCCAAGUGAAGCAGUGUCUCCAGCCAUCCCAGGUCAUCCUGCAGACAAGAGAAUUCUCCCUUCUCACUGGGACCACCUGGCUGGCCCUCACCCUGGCCUUGGUUUUCCUUCUGUUGAUCAGCAUGGUGGCAAACGUGUCCUUGCUCCUCAGUUCCAGAGCCAGGUGGAGCCGGCACCUGGAUGGGUCUUAUGUGUACCACCCCCUGCAGGAGAUGAACGGGGAGCUCUCAGUGGCCGAGAAGGAGCAGCCAGGUGAUGCUGGCAGCUCCUUCAAGGACUGAAACCUCCAGCUGCCCACCGUGGCCUGUUUUGGAGACUUUAUUUUGUCAGGUUCUGGCUUCUGCAGGGGAAAGUCCAAGGCCACUGACUCUGGGUGUCUCAGCCCCAGCACCAAGCCAAGCUUCCGACAGCACCUGUGCCUCAGCCCCUCACCUGGCCCUCGGCCGUCACCUGGAUGUCUGCUGUGACUCAAGCAGCCUGAGCAAUACAGUGUUCUCGAAGAGAGACUGCCUUCUCCCCACCUGCCUGUGUCUGCUGCCCGUGGGGCCCGUCCCCCAGGGGCCUCUGCCAAAGAGCCUCUGGCCUCCUGGGGCAGGGGCCACUAGCGAAUGGAACUCACGUGACCACAUCGUGACCAAGUGGCAGGGUCCAGCCAGCCCCAUCGGACUGGGGCAGAUUAAAGAGACAAUGGCCACGUCACGGGACCCUUUUCUAUAGACCUCAUCACUGCAUUUGCCAACUAGAAUUCAAUUUCCUAUCAGGAAACUCCUUGGAAGGGACAGGGGAUAAAAUCAUGUUUACAAGCUUUCUAUUUUGUCUCUUGCCACCGAGAGGGUUUUUAUAAUACUUGAAUAAAUUGAUAUAAUUAAAGGA
Messenger RNA from Miniopterus natalensis, 1921 nucleotides. NCBI's taxonomy places the organism in Eukaryota, Metazoa, Chordata, Mammalia, Chiroptera, Miniopteridae. The record is from RefSeq and is a predicted model, not a curated record.